Messenger RNA from Naegleria lovaniensis, 1470 nucleotides. RefSeq lists its product as uncharacterized. The transcript has 3 exons. Gene Ontology annotation, molecular function: zinc ion binding. NCBI's taxonomy places the organism in Eukaryota, Heterolobosea, Eutetramitea, Acrasida, Naegleriidae. Bases 1 to 1470 code for a protein of 489 amino acids. The record is from RefSeq and is a predicted model, not a curated record.
AUGAGUUCAUCUGAUUCGUUUAUUGAAUUUUAUGAAUGUUUGAUUUGUUCCGAAAUUGUACAAAAUAAUCGAGAAUGUAAAAAUUGUCAUAAAUUAUUUUGUUUGGAUUGCAUUAUGAAGUGGUUAAAAGUUCAUGAGAAUUGUCCUCAUUGCAAUCAUUCUCCAGUUGCUUGCAAGAGCGCAGAGGACAACAGUGCCUUCAUUCACAACCAUCAUUCCGAAAUGAUUGCAAACUCCAUUACUGUACCCUGUCCCAAUGCAGAUUGUGGGUGCGACAUUAAAAAGAUUGCUCGAGGAGAUUUGGCAUUACAUUUGGAAAAGUUCUGUACGGGUCGAACAGUGCCAUGUAAGCAUGCCAAAUAUGGAUGUGAAUGGAGUGGUCAAUAUUUGAAAUUGGACGAGCAUUUGAGAGAAGAGUGUCCAUUUUCAAAAGAAAUUAUUUUAAAAGCGUUGGAAAAAUUGGAAACAAACAUUUCUGAAUUGACUCGUGAGAAUGAACAAUUACGUUCUGAAAAAGCAAGUAGUGAAGAAAAGAUUAAGGCGCUGGAAGAGAAAGGACUUUUGAAUAACAGUGGUAUACCAAUGAAUCAAUCCACCACAGUCAUGGUCAAUGGUGUCACAACUUUGGGAAAUGACAUUACACGAACUGCAACAGCUCCCAUGCAAAUUCCAGAUUCUUCUCUUCCACCAUGGGCUCAACCCAAUUUUUACUCUUCCUUUAAUCCUUCCUAUAGUGGAACGACCUCGUUUUAUAAUAGUGCUGGAGUGUCGUCUUCUGUUUAUCCUCCUCCACCUUCAGGUGUUCCAAUGACGAGUAGUAGUAGCAUGUAUUCCUCCAUGAUGUCUUCAUCCAUGAGUUAUAACCCACCACUCAUGACUUCUUCGUCAUUUAUGAAUGGUAGUACCAUGUCCACCAUGCCCAUUCACACGGUAGAGUGUGGUAUUUGUAAAAAGACCAACUUUUCUGGAGUCUUGUAUCAGUGCACUUCAUGUAUUAAUUUUUCCAUUUGUUCGGCUUGUUACAGUACCUUACAAAUAACUCAAACUCAUGAUAGAAUGCAUACUUUUUUACCCCUUAGAAAAGUUCGAGGUAAGAUAAGUGGAGUGACAUGGCUUCGACUUGCCACCUGUGGAAGUUCUGUUUCAUUACCUCUUGCUGAUAAUGAUAAUCAAGAUUUGGAGUUUUAUGUGAAUGAACGGACAGGAGCAAUCACACCAUUCAUGCCAAUUGGAGUACCCAAUGCGAAAAGCAUUUCUGGAUCAUGGACCUCUGUAUCACUUCAUUUAGCCAUCUAUUGGCCCAACACAACAAGAGCCAUCGUGAUGGAAGGAAAUGUUGGAACCUUGCCAACAAUGAGUUGCACUUUACAAGGCUCAACGCUCAAAUUUACUGUAAAAGCUUCAGGAAUGGGUGGCAGAGGAGUUGCCGGUGAUGGAGGAUACUUGACAUUGACAUUGUCAGUGAGCUAG